Messenger RNA from Spinacia oleracea (spinach), 1690 nucleotides. RefSeq lists its product as uncharacterized. The transcript has 8 exons. The coding region runs from base 305 to 1489 and encodes 394 amino acids. The record is from RefSeq and is a predicted model, not a curated record. NCBI's taxonomy places the organism in Eukaryota, Viridiplantae, Streptophyta, Magnoliopsida, Caryophyllales, Amaranthaceae.
AUAGGCGGAAAAAAAAUCCCGCUUCUUCUUUCCCACUCCUCCACUCCUCCACGAACUUCUGCAACUUCCAUGAACUUCGGCUCUUUCUCUUCCAUGAAUUUCGGCUCCAUCUCUUCUGGAGUUAAUCCUACUGCCAAUUUCCUGCGUUUCUUCUUCAAGGAUUACCAGGUGAAGAGAAUUAUAAAUUCACUUUCGUUUAAUUUACAGAGAAAUUGAGCGCUCAAUCCCCUACUUAAUUCUAUUCAUUAUUUUUUUUAAAAAUCGGCGGCGAGGUCGGCUCCGGCACCGCUCUUCUUCGAGGAAAAUGUCAAUCAUCACAACACCAUCUCAACCGGAAAUCGAACAAGAAACCGAGCCACUGAAGUUGACUUACCGUCAGCAACGGAGACUUGAUCAAGCUGCUCUUCGGCUUAAAUUUCCUGGCCGCAAGAGGCGUGGGCCUACGAGGGGCAUAAAAUAUGCUCCCAAAGGGAUGAAUUCUGAAGAAAAGGUUACAGUCACUUUCUUGGAUGAGCUUCGACGUGUGGUUGGGGAAAAGGCAAAUGAGUUCAUAUGUGAUUGUAGCAAUUGGGUGGAGGAGUUUUGUCCCUUAAACUCUGUGAAUUGGGCUAAAAUGGAUCCAGAUCAAAAACAAAGGUUGUAUGACAAAAUUCUGGGGAAGUAUAAUUUACCCGAGAAGGUUGGUGGUGCUAAUGUAGUUGAAGCAUUGAGCUUUCAAUGUUCUAUUUUAUAUAGACAUUGGAGAUUCAGGCUCAAGGAAGCACAUUAUAGAGGCAAGACAAAGGCACAGGCAAGAGCCAAUAAACCUCCGACUGUUGAUAAGGAAGCAUGGCGUAUUAGCAAAAUUAAUACAGAGAACAAGCUAAGGCUAACGGAAACACCAGCCAAUGGUUCAAGGUCUACAGCAAGAAUAUGCUAUGACAUGAUGAAUGAGCCACCUGUGUUUUCCACGCAAGAUCUUGAAGGAUCAUCAGAACCUGUUGAAGUGGAACAAGAACCCAUCUAUCUCAGAUUGUUUGAGAAGACCAAAAAGCAUAAGAAAAAGGAUGGAGGUUCUGGUUGGGAGCCAAUUGCUGAAAAAAAUUAUGAAGAACUCAAAAAACUUCAUGAAGCUCAGAUUGAGGAACAUGGUAAGGAUACGCUCAAUGUCAAAGAUGCUUACAUUAAGGUUUUAAAACCUAAAUCUGGGUAUGUACGAGGACUUGGUUCUGGAGCUCGGCCACCUAAAAAAGGUAGAAAUGGAGAGAACAAUGAACGAGUGGAGCUCUCUACCCAAGUUAACACACUUAGUGCAUCAAAUGAGGAGUUGAGAGUAUCAAAUGAGCAGCUUAAAGGAUCUAAUGAAGAGCUUAAAGCAUCCAAUGAGGAGCUUAAAGCAGAAUUUUCUAGAAUGAACAAAGAAGCUAUUGAACGUGAACAGAAACUGAGAGAAGAUAUGCUGAAAAUGUUCGAGGACAUGAGGAACAAUGGAUCAAAAACAUCGUCCUAAAUUGGGUCGAGGAGAGCUCUUUGAAUUGAAGUAUGAUCGAGCAUUCGAGUUUGCCGUAUAUGAACUCCUUAGACUACAACUAGUGUUAAGUAUUUAGUUUAUUUCAAACUUUUAGUUUUUAUAGCACAAUGUUGUUUUAGAUGAUUAUGUAUAUAUGCACACAAUGUUAGAGUGACAUAUAUUAAUUUAUAUUUUAUUUUA